Molecule: messenger RNA, 2428 nt
Organism: Bufo gargarizans (Asiatic toad)
Lineage: Eukaryota; Metazoa; Chordata; Amphibia; Anura; Bufonidae
Gene: ZBTB25
Product: zinc finger and BTB domain containing 25
Exons: 3
Coding region: 259-1554 (431 amino acids)
Biological process (GO): regulation of transcription by RNA polymerase II
Cellular component (GO): nucleus
Molecular function (GO): DNA-binding transcription factor activity, RNA polymerase II-specific; RNA polymerase II cis-regulatory region sequence-specific DNA binding; protein binding
Source: RefSeq, a predicted model, not a curated record
CCUGUAGUUGCUGUAAUGGCCGCUCGUCACUCGGCUUUCCUCACAGGUAAUAGAGCUGCGUGUAUUGUGUGACACGUCCCUGCGCCUGGCGCCAUCCAGCCAGUCAUGUGACACCGCCCUCCCUCCUUCCCCCUGACUUGUCCGUACGUGCGGACGUCACAGCCAGGCCCGUCUGCCCGCCCAGCCGGUGUGCCCAGCAUCAGCCUCCAGUACUGCGCGCGUAUAGGAGAGCACGGGGAGCGGGGCAUUGUGGGGAGGAUGGAUCAGUCCAGCCACAGUCUGCUUCUGCUCCAGCAGCUGAAUAUGCAGCGAGAGUUUGGCUUCCUCUGUGACUGCACAGUGGCUAUCGGGGAUGUGUAUUUUAAAGCGCACAGGGCCGUUCUUGCCGCCUUUUCCAACUAUUUCAAGAUGAUCUUCAUCCACCAAACCAGUGAAUGCAUUAAAAUUCAGCCGACGGACAUCCAGCCGGACAUAUUCAGCUUCCUUUUACACGUCAUGUACACAGGGAAGAGCCCCAAGCAAAGUGUAGACCAGUACAGAUUGGAGGAAGGAGUGAAAUUCCUACAUGCUAAUCUCUUCACGUCACCGGCCAGUGAGCCAACACAAGUGCUACCGUCAGACACCAUACAGACCUCUAACCUAUAUGGAAUCCAGAUAUCAACGGCACAAAAAGCACCAAAGGAAAGCCUUCAUAUGAGGAAGAACCAGCCGAGUGCAACAAGACCCAUCCCGCAAGGAGAACAUCCCCAGCUACAGUUGUCCCUUGCUAUUGGACUAGAAGGCGUAGGUUCGGAGCAGCAAAGUUCACAUUUUACCAGCCAAAUCGGCACCACAGUGCAGUCAAUAGAAGACAUUCAGAAGAGCGUGAGGUCCAUAAAGCAGGAGUCCAGCGAAUCUGAAUCUAUGAGUUCCCCGAACAACUCGCUUCCACCAUCAGACGAGGUUGAACCAAACCUCAUUACAUCGAGCAACAGAGUGUACUCCUGCCAUUACUGCGGCGAGCACUUCGAGUCCCGCGUUACGUUGAGAGAUCACUUGCAUAUUCACGUGUCUCAGUCGCUUCCAUUUGGAGUCCCAACGUCUAUUCUAGAGAGUGACGAUCUGGGUGAAGUGCGUCCCAUACUUGAAAACAUUGAGAAUGCUGACACUUGCCGGCUUGGGGGCUACCUUCUGAACCGAACUGAGGAGCCACUUCUGAGCGCGAACCACGCAGAACAGCUCCAACUCAACCAAUUGUCUUUCCUCACAAAAGACGCAGAUCCUAUAGAACUAAACUUCUCGUUUUUACGGAAGAGGAAAUUCAGUUGCACGGUGUGUGGACACAGAUUCGCCAGACGAAGCCAGUUGCUGGAGCACGUACACACUCAUAAAACAAAGCCACACAAGUACCAGAGGAUUGAUAACUUGGUGGAGCAGAACUUGCACAGCUACUGUAGUAACAUUACUGAUAUCAGCCAGAAAGAGCCUGACCUGCUGCUGGAUCCUCCCGAGUUCCUUGGAGAAGAGGAGCCCACGGAUUCACAGGAAAAUGUGGAAUCUGUUCUAGUAGAAUAAAAUACGUGUGUGUAUUUUCUGUGAAGAAAUCCUUCAGUGCUUUCCAGCUCAAAAUCAUUUUGUUGACAGAGUUAAACCUUUUAGCUCACUGUAAUUAUAUUUGAAAACUAGUUUAUGGGUGUUAUCCCACGAUUAAAGGGAUUUUCCAGACUUUUUAUAUUGUUGACCUAAUCUAUUGUUUGAAGGCACUCCAGCUUGCCGUACAAGCCACUAUACUUUGUUUUGCAGGGUUGUUCAAUUCACUUACAGGGGUUAUAUCAUCUCAAACAUUGGUGGUUUAUCGCUAGGAUAUGCCACCAAUGUCUGAUAGAGGCCGGUUCCGCCUCUGGGACCCUCACCUAUCUCUAGAACCGAGCCCGCAAAGUAAUGUAGAGCGGACAGAGCAGCAGCUACCCUCUAUUAAUUUCACAGCGCACCGCGCAAGAGCAGCCACCAUUCACUUCUAUGAGGCUUACGUAAAUAACCCAGCCGGUGCUCAGCUAUUUUUGCCACUCUUAUAGAAAUGAAUGGAGGGCGGCCAUGCAUGUGCUCCUUCAAAGUCGGGCAUAUCUAGAUUCUGCUCAGAGACGAGGGAAAUUAAGACAAAAGGAGGGGGCGCACAAUAGGGUAGUACGUUCAACACAAAUGCGAGAAAAUUAAAAGACAAAGGUGCUAACCUUUUAGGGUUGUGCUGCUGAUAGGCACAACCCUAUUGUAGGCUUGUAUAGUUUAGACCCUUUAACCAGGACUGCAGCCGCAGAAGAAAUUUAUUUGGGAUCGGAUGCCCAAUCCCCCAAAGGAUACUUGUCGAAGAGAGAAUUCUGGUCAGGCGCAAAAUCUCUGGUAGAGACGGUCUUAAUGAUCAGCUACAGACCUUUAUUUGAAGGUAGCGCAU